Molecule: messenger RNA, 632 nt
Organism: Vanrija pseudolonga
Lineage: Eukaryota; Fungi; Basidiomycota; Tremellomycetes; Trichosporonales; Trichosporonaceae
Gene: CYP1
Product: Peptidyl-prolyl cis-trans isomerase-like 1
Exons: 4
Coding region: 20-535 (171 amino acids)
Biological process (GO): protein folding; protein peptidyl-prolyl isomerization
Cellular component (GO): catalytic step 2 spliceosome
Molecular function (GO): peptidyl-prolyl cis-trans isomerase activity
Source: RefSeq, a predicted model, not a curated record
CUCGACACCACUUGCGACCAUGUCAAAGCCAGAAUACGUGACCCUCGACACGUCAGUCGGGUCCUUCACUGUCGAGCUGUACACUGCGCACGCGCCAAAGACGUGUGCCAACUUCUCCAAGCUCGCCGAACGGGGGUACUACAAUGGUGUUGUGUUCCACCGCGUCAUCCCCGGAUUCAUGAUCCAGGGAGGUGACCCCACGGGUACCGGCCGCGGAGGAACCUCCAUCUACGGCGACAAGUUUGCGGAUGAGAUCCACCCCGAGCUGCGGUUUGUCGGCGCGGGUAUCCUGGCCAUGGCGAACUCGGGGCCUAAUACGAAUGGCUCCCAGUUCUUCAUCACGGCAGCCCCCACGCCGUUCCUCGACGGCAAGCACACGAUCUUCGGCCGCGUCUCGUCCGGUAUGAAGACGGUGCAGCGGCUCGAGGCGGUCCGGACGGACGGCAACGACCGCCCGGUCGAGGACAUCAAGAUCCACAAGGCGCGGCUGGGGGACGGCGGCGCGGGCAACUCGGCGCUCGUGUACCGGGACUAAGUAGGCGGGGUGUGGUGCACCACCACAACGACGACGACGCAGCAGCAGCAGCAGCAUAGAAUGCAGUGUAUACUAGCUAGCUCACGAUACAUGACUG